This is a messenger RNA of Poecilia latipinna (sailfin molly), 4907 nucleotides long. RefSeq names its product microtubule associated monooxygenase, calponin and LIM domain containing 1 (gene mical1). NCBI's taxonomy places the organism in Eukaryota, Metazoa, Chordata, Actinopteri, Cyprinodontiformes, Poeciliidae. The record is from RefSeq and is a predicted model, not a curated record. The transcript is spliced from 25 exons. Gene Ontology annotation, molecular function: protein binding; FAD binding. The coding region runs from base 260 to 4021 and encodes 1253 amino acids.
CGGAAGUUGGUGCUUUUUCAUUUGCAGCGAGGGGCGCGAGGUGAGGUGCGCUCUGUUCUGUUUACCUGUGCGUAUCAGGGGAGGUCAGAGCGAGAGAAAAACAAGCAAACAUGGGAACCGGGAUAUAGCUUCACAACAGCUCGCUUCAGACCAGGACAUUAGAGAAACAUUGACGUGUCCAGUUAGACCCCCUCAUUCUACUGGACAGUUCAGCUUAAACUCCAGCGACUGAACGGAUCUGGAUCUCCCAAUCCCAGCCAUGGCAAACAAGGAACCUGUGAAUCCCUCUCAUGCCACGUUUGACCUCUUUGUCCAAGCCAAGACUUGUCAAGAAGUAAAGAAGCACUUCACAGAGCUCUGCAGACACCUGCAACUUGAUCCUAAGGAUUACAGCAACUUCUACACCAAGCUGAAGGAAAGGCUGAACUACUGGAAGGCCAAAGCUGUGUGGACCAAGUUGGACAAAAGAGCCUCUCAAGAAGUUUAUGAGCAAGGAAAAGCCUGCGCCCAGAACAAGUGUCUGGUGUUGGGCGCGGGACCAUGUGGGCUGAGGACGGCCAUCGAACUGUCCCUGCUGGGAGCUCAGGUGGUGCUGCUGGAGAAGCGGGAGGAGUUCACCAGGAACAACGUUCUCCACCUGUGGCCCUUCACCAUCUGCGACCUCCGAGAGCUCGGAGCCAAAAAGUUCUAUGGCAAAUUCUGUGCUGGUUCUCUGGAUCACAUCAGCAUCCGUCAGCUGCAGCUGAUCCUGCUGAAGGUGUGUCUCAUCCUCGGGGUGGAGGUCCACACCGGAGUGGAGUACAAGGGCCUUAUUGAGCCCUCUGUAGAAAAAGGUUGGAUGGCCAAACUACAGCCUCCGUCUCAUCCUGCUGCAGCCUUCCAGUUUGAUGUUUUUAUCUCUGCAGGGGGAGGCAGGUUCGUCCCUGAGGGUUUUAAGCACAAGGAGCUGAGAGGAAAACUGGCCAUUGGCAUCACAGCCAAUUUUAUCAACGGGAACACGGCUGCUGAGGCCCAAGUACCAGAGAUCAGCGGGGUGGCCCGGAUAUACAACCAGAAGUUCUUCCAAGACCUGCUCAAUGAGACGGAUAUUGAUUUAGAGAAUAUUGUGUACUACAAAGACGACACCCACUACUUUGUCAUGACAGCCAAGAGGAAGAGCUUGCUGAAGAGGGGGGUCAUUAAACAGGAUUACAGUGAUGCAGAUCAGCUCCUGGCACCUGCAAACGUAGAUCACGAGGCGUUGUGUCUUUAUGCUCACGAUGCGGCGUACUUCUCCACUGGAGGCAAGCUGCCGGACCUGCAGUUUGCUCUGAAUCCGGCCGGUCAACCUGACGUGGCCAUGUUCGACUUCACCUGCAUGCACCGCGCCGAGCAUGCCUCGCUGGUCCGAGAGAGGAGGGGCAAGAAGCUCCUAAUAGCUCUUGUUGGAGACUGUCUGGUGGAGCCGUUUUGGCCUUUGGGAACAGGGAUCGCCCGAGGGUUCUUGGCUUCAUUUGACACGGCGUGGACGGUGAGGAGCUGGGGGAUGGGGAUCCAUCACAUGACUGUCAUUGCUGAGAGAGAAAGCAUGUACCAGCUUCUCUCCCAGACCACACCUGAAAACACCAGCAAGAAGUACUCUCUGUACAGCAUCGACCCGAAAACGCGCUACCAGAGACUCAACCUGUCCGCCAUUCACACUCGCCAGGUGCAGCACCUAUAUGAUGAGAAAAGCCAUUCGUUAACCAUAAAGCUGAAGGAAAAUCGGGCUCACAUGCGUCAAGAUUCAAUGAGUGGUUUUAACGAGUUGCUGAGAUGGUGCCAGAACAAUACCAGAGGGUACGACAAUGUGAACAUUAAGGAUUUCAGCCAGUCCUGGAAGUCCGGCCUCGCGCUGUGCGCUCUCAUCCACCACUUCAGACCUCAUCUGAUUGACUUUUCCUCGCUGGAUGAGGCGAACAGAGUUCACAACAACCAGCUGGUGUUCAGUGUGAUCCAUAAGGAGCUGGGAAUCCCUCCGGUCAUGUCUCCCAGUAGUCAGAUCGACAAGCUGUCCAUGGUUCUCUACCUCACCCAAAUCAAAGAUGCUGUCACUUUGCCACCAAAAGAACCUGCAGGCCCCCUGCCACCGACCACGUCUCUGAGUCUCUCUAGGACAAAGUCAGCUGUCUUUUUCCUGAGCAAGCUGAAGCACCUCUCACUGCAAAAACAAAAGGAAAGACUGGCGACUCUGAAACGAGGUGCACAAGCUGAGAAAAUCAUGGAAGAUGAGAAACCUACGUCCGUGCUACCUGCGUCUCCUGAAGUGCAUCCAGUUCCUCCCGCUGCGGCCGCCGCCUCUCCACCACCAGAACCAGAACCAGCCGAGACUCUGCUGACGACCGACAACGAGCAGUGCUACUUCUGUGGGAAAAUGGUGUACGCGGUGGAGCGCAUCAGUGCUGAGGGGAGGUUCUUCCAUCGGAGCUGCUUCACCUGCCACAGCUGUGGCAUCACCCUCAGAUUGGGAGGAUACGCCUUCGACAAGAACAGUGGGAGAUUUUACUGCGAGAUGCACUCUGAAGAUUUGUUGCUUAUUAAUGGUGUCGAAGCAUCCUGUGAGGACAUCGAUGAAGAUGAAGAGAACGAACUUUCCAGUGAGAGCUACACGCCGUCUCCAUCAGAUGAAGAGUACUUCCUCAAACCAGAUGGUGUCUCCUCUACUGUCACACAUUCAGAUGACCAAGAAGAACCGGAUCAGACUAUCCAUCAGUCCAAAGGAGACUCCCAAGAACCACAGAAGACGAGCACUUUUCCAGAUCCUGCAUCUAAACCUGAGAUAUUGGAGCCCCCUCAAGAUGAGCCGAUGGCUUUUCCCGUUCCAAAGCCACGCCUGUCCCGUCAGACGACCCCCACCUCCGAGCCCUCGCCUCCAGUGGCGAAACCUCGCAAAGUCAUCCUGACUCCGCAGACAUCUUUUCCUGAAGCGGCUCCAGAGGAGACCUCUAAAGCAGGACCAGAUUUCUCUCUCAAACCACUGCGAAAGCUUCAGCUGUCCAUCGAGGAGCGGAACGAGCUGGGGAAUCUGCAGAGCUUCAGCGCAGACUCAGACUCCGAAACCCAAGGCGGGUCGUCCUCCUGCUCGUCUUCCUCCGCAAACGCAGGUGGGCCUCCUAAACAAGAGGGCCAGGAAGGACCAGAAGAAGAGGGCUACUGGAGCGGGAGCACAGCUAGUCUCAUCCGUGAGAAGAAGAACCGUCACUGCUUCAAGCGAAAAGAGAUGCCGAGCGGGCAGAACCGAGUCCGGUCCAAGUUUUCCCCCUGGAACCUGUCCUCACCGAGGAUCAGCAGAGACUGCCGACUCACCGUCCAUCCAGGCAGAGUCGAGACGACCUUCCAUCACGUUCAUAGCACGGACGGUGUUGAUGAUGAGGAUGAUGACGACGACGAUGAUGAUGACUAUAUGUUUGAUGAACAGGAAGACUUGUUUGACAUGAAGCAGGAGCCAUCUGACCCGGUUCAGGCAAAAAAGUUUGAGUUGAAGAGGAUAAAGACACUGCAGAGGAGAGCCAAGAUGAGUGUAAUGGAUCGCUUCUGCAAAGCUCAGUCAAUCCAGCGUCGACUGGAGGAGAUUGAAGUCUCCUACAAGGACCUGGAGGAGAAAGGCGUGAAGCUGGAGAGAAGCCUGCGUAGACAACCCAACAACAGCGAUUCCUCUGAAACGAUUGAAGAAUGGAUCCAGCUGGUCCAUGAAAAGAACGCCUUGGUCUCGGAGGAGUCGGACCUCAUGGUGGAGUCCCGACAGCUGGAACUGGAGGACAAGCGCAGCACGUUGGAGCUGGAGUACAGGAAGUUAAUGGAGAUAAAAGAUAAGACGCCAGAGCAGCAGGAAGAAGAAAACCGGAUCUUUGAUCAGAUUCUUGAGGUGGUGGAGAUGAUGGACUCUCUAGUGACAUUUUUGGAUGAGAAGCGGCAGAAAGAAAUGAGCGAAAAGGAAGAAGCUCUCUCCAUCAAAGAGGCCAAAAGACACUCCAAGGCAGGAGCUCAAGUUCAGUGGGCUUAAGCGUUUUGGACACACACACACACAGGCCGGAUGAACCUGCACAGACUGUAGGUGACGCUUUUUCUCUGUGUGAGAUUCAGACUUGGAACCUGAAGGGUUAAACUUUGCAAAGCCAAAGAUGAGACGACAUCAUUGUUGGAGGCAGCAGACUGCCAGCGAUUCCCUCAGAGGAAGAAAAACUCGAGGUUGCGUGGAUAUGCUGGUGGUCACAUGUCCCGGCAACAAACUUUAUUUGAAAGCUGAUGUUUACACGUCUGUUAAGCAAUCACCCGGAGACCUACCUGCUUCAGUGUCAUAAACCUGAAGUCGAGAUAAAUCAGAGAUUAGAAACCUGCAGAAGGACCUUCAGAUAAACACAGGAGGGAUUCUGUUUCUGCAGACAUGUUGGUUUAUUGUUUAUAAAUAAUUUUAACUGUACAUUUAAUUACCACUGGACAAAAUUCUCAUCCAGGAUAUCUAGAGUCUGUUUUAUAUGUUUGCAUACAUGAUAUACACAUGAGUGGGACCUGAAUGAGGGAUUCAAAGUUUGAGAUUCUUUUUGUAUUCAGUUUGUUUUCAUCUGUUACUGUUGAUGAAUUUUGUAGCAUUUUCAGCUUUUCGCCACGUUCAGUCUUCACAGCAUGCUGGUUUGAUAAUCUCAGGGCUCGGCCGUUGAGUUGUGCAGGGUCACAUGUGGUUUGUCUGGGUGUAAACUGGAGAGGAAAAUCAUCCAGAAUGAGACCGGUGGGUUGGACUUUAAUGCCUUCAUUCAUCAUUUGCAAAUGAAAGAAAUUGAGACUGAAACGGAUCAGUUAAUAGAAGCCUUACGCCAUAAUUAUCAUCCUGCUGCCAUUUUGUGCCAUUUGAACCACUUCACAGUAUAUCAAAUAAAAAUAUCACACUUUGA